UCUCUGUCAACACUCUAUAGAAAUGUCGGGCCAACUGCCAGCAACGUUUGUGAAGGGUUUUCACAAUGAGGAGCUAGUGCGUCGCAUGGAAUAUCGUCCCUUGGGUAAUACAGGACUAAAGGUGUCGAAAAUUGGCUUCGGAGCAGCCACAUUGAGUGGCCUUUUCGAUAGCGAUAAAUUCAAAUUUGACAAGGAGGAGGGCAUUCGAGCAGUACAGGAAGCCAUCAAAUCGGGAAUUAAUUAUAUAGACACGGCUCCGUUCUAUGGGCAGGGCAGAUCGGAGCAGAUCCUUGGUGAAGCUUUGAAGGAUGUGCCACGUAAGGCGUAUUACUUAGCCACCAAAGUGGGUCGCUAUGAACUCGUUGCGGAACGUAUGUUUGAUUUUACUGAGAAGAAAACUCGGGAAAGUUUGGAGAAAAGUUUCAAACUCUUGGGACUAGACGCCGUGGAUGUUCUACAAGUGCAUGAUGUGGAUGCAGCUCCUAGUUUGGAUAUGGUAUUAAAUGAAACCAUACCAGUCCUGGAAGAGUAUGUUAGGGCGGGCAAGGCACGCUUCAUAGGCAUCACCGGCUACGAUUUGGAUAUCCUUAAAGAGUGUGCCGAACGAGGCAAAGGACGUAUUCAUUUGAUGUUGAACUAUGCUCGUUACACUUUGCUGGAUAACACGCUACAGCGAUUUAUGAAGGACUUCCAGGGACUCAAUGUGGGUGUGAUUUGUGCUGCAGCUCAUGCUUUGGGAUUGCUUAGCAAUGCUGGCUCUCAGAUCAAACAUCCUGGCAGUAAGGAACUUCAGGAUGUGGCGAUACGUGGUGGCGAAAUUUGCAAGCAACGCGGCGUGGAGCUUGGAAAAUUGGCCAUGUACCACACACUGCAAUUGGAUGGGGCAGCUACCUUCCUCGUUGGCAUCCCCAAUCGACAUAUGCUCCAGAUUAACCUGGAUGCAAUUUUCAAUGGACUCACAUCGAACGAACAGGAAGUCUUGCAGUAUCUACGUGAAAAUGUCUUUACAAAAUCCUACAGUUGGGGUUCGACUUUGUCCUAUAUCAAUGACUUUAAAUGAAAAUCAUAUUUAUAUGUAAUAGAAAAUUGUAAUUGUUACCUAUUUACCUGUAUAUAUUAUUUGU
Drosophila willistoni is the source of this 1124-nucleotide messenger RNA. Its product is annotated as L-galactose dehydrogenase. Gene Ontology annotation, cellular component: cytosol. The coding region runs from base 23 to 1060 and encodes 345 amino acids. The transcript is spliced from 2 exons. NCBI's taxonomy places the organism in Eukaryota, Metazoa, Arthropoda, Insecta, Diptera, Drosophilidae. Gene Ontology annotation, molecular function: L-galactose dehydrogenase activity. The record is from RefSeq and is a predicted model, not a curated record.